CAUCCCUGUCUGUCUCCCUGGUUCUAGCAGCUGUCUCGGCGUCUGGAGCAAGCAGCUGCAACAGCUGCUUACUACGAAUUGACGUUCACCUCCAACACACCGAACUGCAAAAAUGGCAAAGAGCGACAAGAAGCGGCAGCGCGAGUCGGACGAAGCAGCGGCAGGCGCGGCAGUGGCAGACCAGUCUCGGUCGCAGUCUCCCAAGCCCUGGACCAAAAAGGCACGCCUCGAGUCCAAAACGUCACUCUUCGUUCGCUCCCUCCCCCACUCGGCCACCAGCGAGAGCCUCACGGAAUACUUUUCGCAGCAUUACCCCGUCAAGCAUGCCACAGUGGUGCUCGACCCGUCGAACAAAGUGUCGCGUGGCUACGGCUUCGUCUCGUUUGCCGACGCCGACGAUGCCAUAGAGGCCAAGGAAAAACUCAACAACCAGCUGUUUGGCGGGCGCCGCCUGAGGCUUGAUAUUGCCCAGCCCAGACACCGUGAUGGCAGCAGGCCAAUGUCUGCCGGCACGUCCAAGAUUGCCGAGGAGAAGCGUAUGCGCGAGGAGGCCCUCGUCGAGGCUCGCAAGGCCCCCAAGCUCAUCCUUCGAAAUCUGCCCUGGAGCAUCAAGACGUCAGACCAAUUGGCCGCCCUGUUCAAGCCGUAUGGCAAAGUCAAGUUCUCAGAUCUCCCUAAUGACAGGGGCAAGCUCUCUGGCUUUGGCUUCGUCACGCUCCGUGGCCGCAAGAACGCGGAGAAGGCUCUGGAAAAACUCAACGGCACCGUCGUUGAUGGCCGCACCAUAGCCGUCGACUACGCCGUGGAUAAGGAGACCUGGGACAAGCAAAAUGACGGCGAAGAGUCCGAUGAAGCUCCCAGUGCUGCCAAAAAGAAGUCAAAGUCCAAGAAGUCUCAGGAGCCUGCAGAUGACAAGAGCGACAAGGACGACGAGGAGGAAGACGAGAACAUGACCCAGGAAGAUAGGGAUCUGGCAAACUUUUUCAAGACCCAUGGCGACGACCUCGAGGACGAGGAGGAGACCGACGACGAGGACAAUGCGGACAAGGAUUCCAACGAGGACCAGGACGAAGAGAACGACGACGAUUUUGAGGACAUUGGCUCAGAUAUGGAGGAUGACGGCGGUGCUUCCAUCACAGAAAAAGACGAAAAGCCAGCACGGCCAAUGACAGCAGACAACUCGACGACGCUAUUCAUUCGUAAUCUUCCCUACUCUGCCACUGACGAGACGCUCAAGGCCCACUUUAUGCAGUUUGGCCCAGUUAGGUAUGGUAGAGUGGUAAAAGACCGCACGACAGACCGUCCGGCUGGCACCGGAUUCGUAUGUUUCUUCAAUGCCGAAGACUCGCAGGCCUGCAUGAAAGGCGCACCUCGCCAUCAGCCCACUCCGAUCACGGGCAAGCAUUCUCUCCUGCAAGAUGAAACGAUUGACCCUGAAGGAAAGUACACACUGGAGGGCCGUAUCCUACAAAUUUCACAAGCAGUUGCCAAGGAGGAGGCAACCCGGCUGGCGGAGAGUGGCCCGGGAGCACGCAACCGCCAAGAGAAGGACAAGAGAAGGCUCUUCCUGCUGGCUGAGGGCACAAUCUCCAGCGGCUCGCCGCUCUAUAGUAAGCUGUCGGCGGCAGAGAUCAAGAUGCGGGGGUCGAGCGCCGCGCAGCGAAAGAAGAUGAUCCAGACCAACCCAGCCCUGCACCUGAGUCUGACCCGUCUCGCCCUGCGCAACAUCCCGAACAACAUCACUUCAAAGGACCUCAAGGCCUUGGCGCGUGAGGCCGUCGUUAGCUUUGCCAAGGACGUCAAGGAGGGCCGCAGAGAGCCCAUUUCCAAGGAGGAGAACAGCAGAGGCGGCCUGCCUGACAAGGAGGCAGAGCGCCGCCGGAAGGCCAAGGGCAAGGGCGUCGUGACGCAAGCCAAGAUUGUGUUCGAGACGGCCCAGGGCUCAAAGGUGGACGAGGGCGCCGGCGCCGGCAAGAGCAGAGGCUACGGUUUCAUCGAGUACUCGUCUCAUCGCUGGGCGCUGAUGGGACUGCGGUAUCUGAACGGCCACGCGGUCAGGAACGAGGCAGGGAAGACGCAGAGGCUGGUUGUCGAGUUUGCCAUUGAGAAUGCCAACGUUGUGCAGAGAAGACGGCAGCUCGAAGAGAAGUUCAAAGCGGGGCCAGGGCCUUCCGCAGCCGGAGCCGGAGCCGGGAGACCGGGCGCUACGCCGGCAGCAUCAUCGGCUGGCAACAAGGCGAAGCCGUGGAAGAAGACCAAGGGCGACAAGCCAGACAACAGCGCCGCAGUCGAGAGCAAGGCCGGUAACAAGGCCGAAACCAAGCUGGCCCUAAGGACCAAGAUUAUUGCGAGGAAAAGGUCUCUUCGGAAGAAGAAGGCCGUCAGUCGAGGAGGGAAGUAGUGGUUGAGCGUUAGGCUUGCCAUGGAGUGUUAUUAGCCAGUAAUGGAGGUAUAAUUUUUGGGACGAAAUAAUGUUUGCAUCCUUUCAACCGGCAUAAUUCAUCGUGAGCCGAGUUGGUGGUGGGCUUUUUGUUGUGGAAGCCGGCGAGGUGAGACAUGUCGGUUUACUGCACCUCAGGUACUGGUGUUAUGUCGUCGUCGUUCUUGGGGGUGUAUGGCGGGCCGUAGCCGAUGCAUCGGGAAGAAGCCGGCCUGUGGCGCGGCCAUGCAUUGCCUGAGACGCAGCCAGCGGCAAUCGUGAGUGGCUGGCUGGCAAGCAACCACCCGAUUCGCGCAUUCAGGGGAGGCUGUCGGUGGGC
Messenger RNA from Lasiosphaeria miniovina, 2759 nucleotides. RefSeq lists its product as uncharacterized. Bases 113 to 2401 code for a protein of 762 amino acids. NCBI's taxonomy places the organism in Eukaryota, Fungi, Ascomycota, Sordariomycetes, Sordariales, Lasiosphaeriaceae. Gene Ontology annotation, cellular component: nucleolus. The record is from RefSeq and is a predicted model, not a curated record. Gene Ontology annotation, molecular function: mRNA binding. The transcript has a single exon.